GACUACUUAAUGCCUACCAAGUAGACACAGAAGCGACAGAAAAAGGGCAUCCCCAUUGCCAGACCAUCUCUUCCUCGCGGUAGCAGCUGGUGUCUUAUCCUGCAUGCAAAGCAGCGGAGAAUCAGCCAUGGGGACCGAACCGACUGAGGAGGCCAUCGCCAACUUCGUCAGCUUCACCAGCACGACGCCGGAGAUUGCGGUUCGCUUUCUCAAGGCCCAUAAUUUGGACUCGGCCAAAGCGAUCAAUGCCUACUUUGAAGAUCCGACCCCUCCAGUGCAGUACGAGGCACAAGCCUACUAUGAGAACCAGAAUGUGCCGUCCUUCAAAAUAGAGCAUACAGAUCCGGUUCAGGGCCCGAGUUAUGCAGCUC
This is a messenger RNA of Penicilliopsis zonata CBS 506.65, 371 nucleotides long. RefSeq lists its product as hypothetical. The transcript has 4 exons. The record is from RefSeq and is a predicted model, not a curated record. Lineage: Eukaryota; Fungi; Ascomycota; Eurotiomycetes; Eurotiales; Aspergillaceae. The annotation marks the transcript as partial. Gene Ontology annotation, molecular function: protein binding.